GCAAACUUCUGUCAUGUCUUAGCAAGGUGCAGAAAAUCAAAUCACUGAAUUAGUUUGAAACGACGUUAGCCUAUUACUGGAGUGGCAGAGCGAGCGAGCGAGGGCGAGAGAAGAGCGUGAGAUGUCGGCUCGCUGGCGCCUCCUGCUGGCAGUAGGGCUGUACUCUGUGUUAGCUCAGCUGGAUCAGGUACAGGGCUGUCCGGACACCUGUAAGACAUGCUCAGGACCAGGACACGAUCUGUGUUUGGAAUGCACUGCAGGCUGGACUAUCCACGAUAACACUUGUGUAGACGUUGAUGAAUGUGGUACAGAGCUGGAACAGUGUCCCACCAACACCUACUGCCUCAACACCCAGGGCGCUUAUGAGUGCCGAGGUUGUGACCCUGCGUGUGUGGGCUGUAUGGGCGGAGGGUCUGCCCGCUGCAGAGGAUGUGCCUCUGGAUACAGACUUACAGGAGCUAAGUGUCUAGACAUAGAUGAGUGUGCUGAGAGGGUGCUGGCUUGCCCAGGACUGGAUGAGAUCUGCACCAACACUGAGGGCACCUUCAGCUGUGACUGUGCUGAGGGGCUCACCCGAACAAACAAUGUCUGCGUUCAAAAGCGAAGGCCCAGUGACCAUGAGAGAAGUUUGUUUGAGGACAUCCAGGAGGAGGAAGUGGAGGUUCUACAGCAGAUGUUCUUUGGUGUGCUGCUCUGUGCACUGGCCACUCUGGCUGCCAAGGGUGACAUGGUGUUCACCUCCAUCUUCAUGGGGGCCGUGGCGGCCAUGGCUGGUUACUGGCUCUCAGACAGGGGAGAACGUGCCAUGAGCCGUUUUCUGAAAAGGCCAUAAGCUAAAAGGCCAUUUUUGUAUCUUUGUUGGUGAAAUGAAAUGCUAGGUGGCCAUUUCGACACGAUAAUCACACUAUAGGCAGUCUUAGGUUUUGAUCUGGUGUGAUUUGUAUCAAGGUCGAUACAGUUUAUUCUGUAUGGGUCCAGUGUUGUUCAAUAUGUUAACCAAAUUGAUAUUUUGUUUUUAUCUUGCAUGUCCUGAAAUGUGUAUGGUUGCAUACGACACCACAGUCUUCACACAUUGUGACCGUUUUGAUGAAAGGUUCUCAAACUGCACAAAAUAAGUUUGACUCCUAGUUAUUGUAAAGGUGAAGUAGUGUCACAUCUUGAAUUACUUUAAAGAUCAAUAAGGUGAUUUACAUAUAAGUCUCAACAUAUAUGUAGACGGUUUCAUUUUGUAUGUAAUGGUUUGUCAUUUAACAUUAACACUGAUGUCUUUAGGGUGAAGCACUUGUGAUUAAGGUUAAUGUAGGACUUCAACAAAAAGCUGUACAACAACCGAAAGGUAUACAAGUCUUCACCGGACAGAAAUCUGAACUAUUGUCGUCUUUUUUCCGACCAAGUAAUUUGAUUGGACAAGAGGAAUUCCAGGAUAUUUGGUGAUAACAUCACCGUGACUGUCACUCCACUUACAUGAUCACCAUUAGACUGACAACUAGAACUCUUGUAAAUGCGGUCGUGUGUUAUUGCUGAAUAUCAGCCAGCUGGGAUUCAGUCUUGGAGGCUGCAGGAAGUGCCGAAAACAAUCGAGCCUCAUGCAAUUUCGCUUCUUAUGUCUGAGAGCCAUUUAAUAAAACAAUACCAUUGUCAA
Osmerus eperlanus (European smelt) is the source of this 1642-nucleotide messenger RNA. RefSeq names its product protein disulfide isomerase Creld1 (gene creld1a). The transcript has 6 exons. Gene Ontology annotation, molecular function: calcium ion binding. The record is from RefSeq and is a predicted model, not a curated record. NCBI's taxonomy places the organism in Eukaryota, Metazoa, Chordata, Actinopteri, Osmeriformes, Osmeridae. The coding region runs from base 122 to 832 and encodes 236 amino acids.